Molecule: messenger RNA, 810 nt
Organism: Nematolebias whitei (Rio pearlfish)
Lineage: Eukaryota; Metazoa; Chordata; Actinopteri; Cyprinodontiformes; Rivulidae
Gene: prdx5
Product: peroxiredoxin 5
Exons: 6
Coding region: 69-644 (191 amino acids)
Biological process (GO): hydrogen peroxide catabolic process; cell redox homeostasis; cellular response to oxidative stress
Cellular component (GO): peroxisome; mitochondrion; cytoplasm
Molecular function (GO): thioredoxin peroxidase activity
Source: RefSeq, a predicted model, not a curated record
CACUCCCCCAGAUGUUGAAAGACAUAACUCUGCUAACAGAGCUAGCUUCCGGUUGAGCAAGCUAUAAAAUGAGUUUCAUCGCGGCCUCUCUCCUCAGAACCACCCGAGUCGUUCAGAGCAUCAGAAGGCAGCUUCACUACUCUCCAGUCACCAAAAUGCCAAUUCAGAUCGGUGAAUCUCUUCCUGCAGUGGAGGUGCAGGAGGGCGAGCCAGGAAACAAGGUGGCCAUGGAUCAGUUUUUUAAGGGCAAAAAGGGACUUCUGUUUGCUGUCCCUGGAGCUUUCACUCCUGGCUGCUCCAAGACUCACCUGCCAGGCUUUGUGCAGAAAGCUGAAGACUUGAGGAGCAAAGGUAUCGAGGAGAUUGCGUGCAUUUCUGUCAAUGAUGCGUUCGUCAUGGCUGCAUGGGGAAAGGAGCAUGGAGCCGAUGGCAAGGUUCGAAUGCUGGCCGACCCCACAGGAGCCUUUACGAAGGCAGUUGACCUUCUGCUCGACACUGAUCAGGUUGUGCAGAAACUGGGCAACAAGCGCUCAAAGAGGUAUGCAAUGUUGGUGGAAGACGGCGUUGUGAAGAAGCUCUACGUGGAGCCUGAUGGCAGCGGGCUGACCUGCAGUCUCGCUCCCAACAUUCUGUCUGAGCUGUAGGCUUACUCUGAGCUUACUGACCCAAUUACCUCACCCUGAGUUAAUGUGAACGUUACCAUAAUACCUCCCUCCAGCUUGGUCACUCUUCCCAGACGUGGAUGCUAGUGACGGCUGGAAGAUUAUUAAUACGCACAGUUAUGACUAAACUUUUCUGAGUAUUCUAUCU